CCGCACCGACCUCGACGCCACAGGAAAAAUAUCACCGGAUCUGCUCCGGCUCGGCGUGGACUGCUCCGGCUCGUCGUGGACUGCUCUGGCUCGCGGUGGACUGCUCCGGCUCGCGGUGGACUGCUCUGGCUCGCGGUGGACUGCUCCAGCCGGCAUCGCAGGCUUUGAGCGAGAAGAACAAACUAUCUGCUCUUCAGAAUAUCUAUCCUCAUCAUAUGGGGCGUUCAGGAUAUGUUCUUUCCAUACCGAAAUGGAAAGAGCAAGGAUUAUCAGAUCAGUUUCUUACCAGUUCAGAGGUAGAUUCAUCGAACUCUAGCACAACCACUACUGAUGAUAUAUCUAGACAUGUCAGAUGGUUUUGUGCAAGAUCAGGAUUAACAGCGGAUGGUCGCUUAGUGUUCCCUGGUAAUACUGAGGGCAUGCGUGAGAAAAAAGAAAAAUUGGAUAAAGUUAAAGCAGAUGUAGCAACAGGGAAUUGGAAGCCAACUGGACGUCAUGAUAUUCUAACUGAGAUUGUUGGGAAGCCAGAUUAUCCUUGACGUGCACGUGGCGUCGGUGGUGGUGUGGGUUUUACACGUGUCUUUGAUCGAGACCUAAGAAGUGGGCGUCGAGAUAAAGUUGGUAAUUUGAGUGAAGCUGACCUAAAACAGUUGCAAGAGCGGUUGGUAAAAGACAUGCAACACUACUUCGUUUCAAGAGGUGAAGUACCUACCGGGGAUUCAAUGACAGCUUCUGAGGCGGCCCAUGUGGAUACCAUGAAUUCUGCUGCACCUCGUCUUAAAAAAAGUUUCACGGAUGGUGUAUCUUGUAGGCUAGCCGUUGAGUCACACACUGAAUGUGGUGAUAAGAGCUUUGAUUUUGUUGCCAUGGCGGUAGCCUACAACACGCCUAGCGGGGGGCUAAUCCACAAUGUGCCGAUGUCUGAAAACACCAUUAAAGUGAACAUAUCUAUGGCAUAUCCAAACUUUGAAAAUUGUCCCUUGCUAUAUCCUAAUGAAGUCGCUGAUAUGAAUUUUGUAGCAGAUGUUGUAGGUUCUUUUGUUCAGUGGCCAACGCAGUUAGUUUUUUUUUUAGGGAGAGGAACCACCAUCUAAGCCAAAAAAGAAGGAUGUUGCAAAAAAGAAACUGCCUUUUAUCCCGAGGGACUCACCAAAAGUAAUGGUUGAACCCAGCUCAUGUGCAUUGGUCAGUGAGGCUGUUCUUCAUUCACUUACUGAUGAUCUUUUAAGAUUGCAUGAGAAUCUUGAGUGGUAUGAGCCCGACCUUUGUAAGUUUUCUAUACCUCUUCCUGCGGAUGUGUUCUGUUAUGUUAAAGAUAUGCAAUUUGGGACCACUGUUGACCGUGAAGACUUGAGUCAAUUUCUUGAGGGUGAUUCUGUUGAUAUGUCUAUUAUUCAGACCUUUAUGCUUUGUUUAAAUGCUAAAUCGAUUGAGCUUGGUCGUGAUGAUGUGGGUCUUUUGUGUCCUCAUAUUCGUUCUUUUGGAUAUUAUGAAGUCGAUAGAAAAGGCACACUGACUUACAUGAAGCAUGCUCUGAUUGAAUUCUUUGAGAAAAAUUUCAUUAUGUUGGCAUAUAAUGAAGGGUAUCACUGGAUUGUGAUUGUAAUUUGUCCAAAGGUUGAUAGAGGCUAUAUCUUCAAUUCAUUGCCAAGUUCAUCCCAUAUUGCUAUUCAAAACGACUUGACGAUGAUGUAUAGGGUUGCUUCCACACAAAAGGGUCGAGGCAAAUCAAUUAAGUGGCAUGACAUCAAGUGUGCAAGGCAAACAGGCAAUACAGAAUGUGGGUACUAUGCCAUGAAAUUUAUGUGGGAAGUAAUAUCUUAUGUUGGAAAUUCUGAUAUUGGACAGGUUUGGAAUUCAAGAACUCAACCAUAUUCGAAGGAAGAGUUUGAUGAAAUCAGAAAUGUGUGGGCUAGAUUUUUUGUGGAUGACAUUAUGAAUAUGUAGGAUUUGUAGAAAUUUGAAGAUGUUAAUGUAAUUUUUUUAUUGUGUUAGAAUAUUUGAACUUUUAUGGAGUUGAAUUCUGAUUGUACGUUUAAUACGGAG
Cuscuta europaea is the source of this 2046-nucleotide messenger RNA. Lineage: Eukaryota; Viridiplantae; Streptophyta; Magnoliopsida; Solanales; Convolvulaceae. The record is from the annotation of a GenBank genome assembly.